Messenger RNA from Ipomoea triloba (trilobed morning glory), 1705 nucleotides. Its product is annotated as organic cation/carnitine transporter 7-like. The coding region runs from base 151 to 1623 and encodes 490 amino acids. Gene Ontology annotation, cellular component: membrane. Gene Ontology annotation, molecular function: transmembrane transporter activity. The record is from RefSeq and is a predicted model, not a curated record. Gene Ontology annotation, biological process: transmembrane transport. The transcript is spliced from 6 exons. Lineage: Eukaryota; Viridiplantae; Streptophyta; Magnoliopsida; Solanales; Convolvulaceae.
AAUUAAGCAAUCACCUAAUCAUCGGCCAUUGAAAUACUUAUACGAAGAGUACUCGUAUACUUCUUUGGACUAUCACUGAGACACUGACUGAUUCCUAUUCUCUCGCUUCUCUUGUCAGAUGCUACAACUAUCAUACCAAGCGUUUUCAGCAUGAUUGAUGUGGAGGAUGUGGUGCCGCAGCAGGUUCACGGACCGGGAGGAGACGAUGCCGGCGUUUACUAUUCGAUCGACGAGGCGCUUUCUGCGGCGGAGUUUGGGAGAUUCCAGUAUUCGGUGCUUGCAUAUGCAGGGCUGGGAUACCUUAUGGACGCCAUGGAAGUGAUGCUUUUGUCGUUUAUUGGCCCCUCUGUUAAGUCUCUAUGGGGACUAUCCGCCGCCGAGGAAGGCUUAAUCACCACCGUCGUGUUCGCCGGCAUGCUGAUCGGAGCUUAUUCCUGGGGCGUCUUCUCCGAUAAUUUCGGAAGAAGGAAGACUAUGCUGAGCAUAGCAAUUGUGACUACCAUAUUUGCUCUUUUAAGCUCAUUUUCCCCGAAUUAUACAUCCUUGCUCGUUCUUCGUGCAUUGGUUGGUACCGGCCUGGGUGGCGGGUCUGUAUACUUGUGUUGGUUUCUUGAAUUUGUACCUCCAAAAAACCGCGGCAUGUGGAUGGUUAUCUUUUCAACUUUCUGGACAGUUGGGACAAUUCUUGAGGCUAUUUUGGCAUGGGUUGUUAUGCCAGGAUUGGGUUGGAGGUGGUUGCUUGUACUGUCAUCCUUACCAUCUUUUGCAGCAGUUGCCUUUUAUGGGUUUUCGGUAGAAUCUCCUAGGUAUUUAUGUACCAUAGGUAGGAUAAAAGAUGCUCAUAGCAUUUUACAAAGGAUAGCUGAAGUCAAUCAGACAAAACUUCCGGUUGGAAUGCUUGUUUGUGAGCAAAUGACUGUGGUCAAUCAAGAAGCAUUAUUACCCAAGCAAAACAACAGCUAUGCUAGAUAUAAAGCCGGAUUUUCAUCUCUGUUUUCAAUUUUUUCAUCCAGUUUGAUAGGAACUACCCUUCUCAUAUGGGUGCAAUAUUUUGGGAAUGCAUUUCUAUAUUAUGGGGUUGUUCUGAUGACCUCAGAGCUUAGCAGUGACCAAACUAGCUGCAUGUCAACUAUUUCAGACUCAAAUGACGGGUCUAGCCUCUAUAGAGAUGUCUUUUUCACCAGUCUAGCAGAGGUUCCUGGUCUUAUUUUAGCAGCAGUCCUUGUGGACAAAAUAGGUCGAAAAUUCUCAAUGGUGUUUAUGUAUGCAUUGGGCUUCCUAUUUCUUUUACCACUUGUUUUACAGCAGGAUGAAGCUUUAACUACUCUCUUAUUAUCUGGAGCUCGUAUGUGUUUUCUUGGAACAUUCACAAUUACUGUUAUAUAUUGUCCUGAGAUAUAUCCUACCUCCGUCAGGACAACUGGUUCUGGAGUUGCCAACGCUGUUGGACGAAUUGCGGGCAUGAUCUGUCCUAUUGUUGCUGUUCAAUUUAUUUCGGGGUGUGAAAUAAUGGCUGCCAUACUUUUAUUUGAGGUUAUAGCAGUUGUUUCAGGACUUUGUGUUCUGCUUUUCCGGACGGAAACCAAGGGCCAGCAACUUAGUGAUACGGUGGUUGCUUCAUGAACAUUUGUUUCCGACUAUUCAAAAACUGCGUGCUACGCUUCUCAGUAAUAAUCUAAUAAAAUGUAUUCGUGUUUGAUUUGCA